UGGAGUGAUAAAUGAGCAUAAAAAGCAAAAUAAUGACAAGGGGGUGAUUUCUGGAAGACUUACUGCCAAAAAAUUACAGGAUUUAUACAUGGCUUUACAAGCAUUUUCAUUUAAGACCAAGGACAUUGAAGAUGCCAUGACUAACACACUCUUACAGGGAGGUGAUCUCCAUUCUGCCUUGGAUUGGCUCUGUUUAAAUCUUUCAGAUGAUGCACUUCCUGAAGGAUUCAGUCAAGAAUUUGAAGAACAGCAACCUAAAAGUAGGCCAAAAUUCCAGUCUCCUCAAACACCAGCCACUGUUUCACCUCCAUUGCAGCCUAAAACCAAAACACCAGAAGAUACUAAGAUUAAGAAUGAAAGGUACUUGCACCUUGCAGCAAAACUUCUGGAUGCAAAGGAGCAAGCAGCUACCUUUAAACUAGAAAAAAACAAGCAAGGCCAAAAAGAGGCUCAAGAAAAAAUAAGGAAAUUUCAAAGAGAGAAAAAGAAGGAACCUCAUGAUGUAAGAAAUUUUGACUAUACAGCUCGAAGCUGGACUGGAAAAUCUCCCAAACAAUUUCUGAUCGAUUGGGUCAGGAAGAAUCUUCCCAAGAGUCCAAAUCCUUCUUUUGAAAAAGUUCCAGUAGGUAGAUACUGGAAAUGUAGGGUAAAGGUAAUCAAAUCUGAAGACGAUGUACUGGUAGCGUGCCCUACAAUCCUAACAGAAGAUGGCAUGCAAGCUCAGCACCUGGGAGCAACUCUAGCUCUCUAUCGUUUAGUGAAAGGGCAGUCAGUGCAUCAGUUACUUCCUCCCACUUACCGAGAUGUUUGGCUGGAGUGGAGUGAUGCAGAAAAGAAAAAGGAAGAAUUAAAUAAAAUGGAAACCAAUAAACCCCGUGAUGUGUUUGUUGCCAAACUUCUGAACAGAUUGAAGCAGCAGCAGCAGCAGCAGCAGCAGCAUUCUGGAAACAAGCGUGGAAACUCUGAAGAUCCUGAGGAAUCUUGGGAAAAUUUAGUUUCUGAUGAAGAUUUUUCUGCACUGUCCUUGGAUGCAGAAAAGGCAGAAGAUUUGGAACCUGCUCGAACCCUGUUUAGAAAGUUACAAAGCACACCGAAGUACCAGAGACUUCUAAAGGAAAGGCAGCAGUUACCUGUGUUCAAACAUAGGAAUUCAAUCGUUGAAACGCUUAAAAGGCACCGGGUAGUGGUUGUGGCAGGUGAAACAGGGAGUGGCAAGAGUACUCAAGUACCACAUUUUCUGUUGGAAGAUUUGCUUCUAAAUGAGUGGGGAACGAGUAAGUGUAACAUUGUCUGCACUCAGCCCCGAAGAAUCUCAGCAGUGAGUUUAGCCACAAGAGUAUGUGACGAGUUGGGCUGUGAAAAUGGACCUGGAGGAAGGAAUUCUUUGUGUGGAUAUCAGAUCCGGAUGGAAUCUCGAGCUAGUGAAUCUACAAGGUUACUCUAUUGUACAACAGGGGUUUUGCUAAGGAAACUUCAAGAAGAUGGUCUCCUAACUAAUGUGUCUCAUGUUAUUGUAGACGAGGUUCAUGAAAGAAGUGUCCAGUCAGACUUCUUACUGAUUAUCUUGAAGGAAAUUUUACAGAAACGCUCUGAUCUGCACUUGAUUCUAAUGAGUGCCACUGUAGACAGUGAAAAGUUUUCUACGUAUUUCACACACUGCCCUAUUCUCAGAAUUUCAGGAAGAAGCUAUCCUGUUGAGGUUUUUCAUCUUGAAGAUAUAAUAGAAGAAACAGGCUUUGUACUGGAGAAAGACUCCGAAUACUGUCAGAAAUUUCUGGAGGAGGAAGAAGAAAUUACCAUUAAUGUUACAAGCAAAGCAGGGGGAAUAAAGUAUCAGGAAUAUAUACCAGUUCAUACUGGAUCAAGUGCUGAUUUAAAUCCAUUUUACCAAAAGUAUAGCAACCGCACUCAGCAUGCUAUUCUCUACAUGAAUCCUCAUAAAAUCAACCUUGAUCUCAUUUUGGAACUUCUUAUAUAUUUAGACAGAAGUCCCCAGUUCAGAAAUAUUGAAGGAGCAGUGUUGAUAUUUUUACCAGGACUUGCACAUAUUCAACAGUUAUAUGAUCUCCUAUCAACUGACAGAAGAUUUUUUUCUGAACGAUAUAAAGUGAUAGCUCUGCAUUCUAUUCUUUCAACUCAAGAUCAAGCUGCAGCAUUCACAGUUCCUCCUCCUGGAGUCAGGAAGAUUGUUUUAGCAACAAAUAUUGCAGAGACAGGUAUCACUAUUCCAGAUGUUGUAUUUGUAAUUGACACUGGAAGGACAAAAGAAAAUAAGUACCAUGAAAGCAGUCAGAUGAGUUCUUUGGUUGAGACGUCUGUCAGUAAAGCAAGUGCUCUGCAGCGCCAGGGGAGAGCGGGGAGGGUCCGAGACGGCUUCUGCUUCAGGAUGUACACCAGAGAAAGAUUUGAAGGCUUUAUGGACUAUUCUGUCCCUGAAAUCUUGCGUGUGCCUUUGGAGGAAUUAUGUCUUCAUAUUAUGAAAUGCAAUCUUGGUUCUCCUGAAGAUUUCCUCUCCAAAGCCUUAGAUCCUCCUCAGCUUCAAGUAAUCAGCAAUGCAAUGAAUUUACUCCGAAAAAUUGGAGCAUGUGAACUAAAUGAGCCUACACUGACUCCACUGGGCCAACACCUUGCAGCUCUGCCUGUGAAUGUCAAGAUUGGCAAGAUGCUUAUUUUUGGUGCCAUAUUUGGGUGCCUUGACCCAGUGGCAACACUAGCUGCAGUGAUGACCGAGAAGUCUCCUUUUACUACACCUAUUGGUCGGAAAGAUGAGGCAGAUCUUGCAAAAUCAGCUUUGGCUAUGGCCGAUUCAGACCACCUGACAAUCUACAACGCAUACCUAGGAUGGAAGAAAGCACGGCAAGAAGGCGGCUAUCGUUCUGAAAUAGCAUACUGCCGAAGGAACUUUCUUAAUAGAACAUCACUGUUAACCCUAGAGGACGUAAAGCAAGAGUUAAUCAAGUUGGUUAAGGCAGCAGGAUUUUCAUCAUCCACAACAUCUAAUGACUGGGAAGGGAACAGAGCCUCACAGACCCUUUCCUUCCAAGAAAUUGCCCUUCUUAAAGCUGUACUGGUCGCUGGACUAUAUGACAAUGUGGGGAAGAUAAUCUAUACAAAAUCAGUUGAUGUUACAGAAAAAUUGGCUUGCAUUGUGGAGACAGCCCAAGGCAAAGCACAAGUACAUCCAUCCUCGGUAAAUCGAGAUUUGCAAACUUAUGGAUGGCUCUUAUACCAGGAGAAGGUAAGGUAUACCCGAGUAUAUCUGAGGGAGACUACCCUAAUAAGUCCUUUUCCAGUUUUACUUUUUGGUGGUGAUAUCGAAGUUCAACACCGGGAACGUCUUCUUUCUAUUGAUGGCUGGAUCUCUUUUCAGGCCCCUGUAAAAAUAGCUGUCAUUUUCAAGCAGCUUAGAGUUCUCAUUGAUUCUGUUUUAAGAAAAAAGCUUGAAAAUCCUAAGAGGUCCCUUGAAAAUGACAAGAUUCUACAGAUCAUUACAGAACUGAUAAAAACAGAGAAUCAUAAUUGAAACUGAAAGUCAUGGUCAACUGCUUUAAAAAUAACGAUGAAGAUAUGGUCAUGAAAUUAUGUGAAAAUGGACCAUUGCAUUAAGUAUUUCAGUACUUAAAAUGUUGGUACUAGCCAUAAGUUAAAGGUGGUGGAAAAAAAGCACAUACUUUAAACUAAUGUGUAAUUUUCUAGUUCCUUUUUAAUGAUAAUUAUUUGCAAUGUAUUUACCACUACAUUUACAAUAAAUCCUUUGGUAUCAUCGA
Messenger RNA from Leptonychotes weddellii (Weddell seal), 3767 nucleotides. NCBI's taxonomy places the organism in Eukaryota, Metazoa, Chordata, Mammalia, Carnivora, Phocidae. The record is from RefSeq and is a predicted model, not a curated record.